AUUGCUCCAAGGAGAAGAGUAUAAAAUAGGUAACUUUAUUAACCCGGUAUACAUAGGGGAAAAGUUGCGGCCACCGUUCUUCGAGCAGUGACAAUUCGCUGGAAUUUUAGGGUUCCAGUUCCAAUUACCGCGCACUGACCAACUGCAACUGAAGCUCCAAUUCAUCACCUGCACUGAUGAGCCAUUCGACUGAGCAUCUUCAAGCCGAACACCAGAAUCCUUUUAAUAAAGGUUCAGAAGUUUUUAUUGGUGGUUUGGCCCGUACUGUUACUGAAGACAAGAUCAGAGAGGUAUUCUCUACUUGUGGCAAAAUUGUUGAAAUAAGGCUGAUACAGGACCAGAGUGGCAACCUAAAGGGUUUUGGGUUUGUACGUUUUGCAACAAAAGAGGCUGCAGAAAAAGCUGUAAAGGAAAAGUCUGGAUAUGUUAUAGAUGGACGGAAGAUUGGUGUUCUCCCUUCAAUAGAGCAGGAUACAUUAUUUUUUGGGAAUCUUAACAAAGGUUGGAGUGCUGAGGAAUUUGAAAACCUUAUACACCAGGUUUUUCCAGGUGUUGUAUCUGUUAAUCUUGUAAUGCAUGGAGAUCUGCAAGCUGGUCAAAAGCAACGGAAUCGGGGCUUUGCUUUUGUUAAAUUCUCAUCUCAUGCUGAUAAAAUCUCAGGUCCCUGUGUUCUGAUUCUUGGUUCCAGAUUCAAUAUGGCUGCAUCUCGUGCAUAUCGGUUGGGAACCAGUUCAGAAUUCCUUCUUGGUAAUUUGCAUCCAGCUAUUCAAUGGGCUGAGGAGGAACAAGAAAUUGAUCAAAAAGAACUUGCUAAGAUCAAAAUAGCCUUUGUUAGAAAUCUUCCAUCUGAAGCUGAUGAAAAUUACUUGAGGGAACUCUUUGAGCGAUUUGGGAAGGUAGAGAAGGUAGUGCUGCCGAAGAAGGGUAACUCCUUGGUGGGAUUUGUUCACUUUGAUUCACGGCUUGAUCUUGACAAUGCUAUCAAGGAAUUGAAUGACAAAACAGUACCAGGACCAAAUGGAGGGCCACCAUAUAAACUUCAGGUUGAAGUUGCAAGGCCCAUGGACAAAAGCAAGAAGCGUGUUCGUGAUGAGUCACAAAGCAAGCCAUCCAGCAACAUUCAGAAGCAUUCCAAGGAACCAGAGGAAGUCAAAGUUUCUGAUCCUUAUGAAGCUGCUAUAGUUGCAUUACCUGCUGUUAUCACUGAACGUUUACUGAGGAUCAUGCGGCUUGGCAUUGCUACUAGAUAUGAUGUAACUGUUCAAAGUUUAACCCGUCUUAAGGAGUUACCGGAAUCUACAGCCAUAUCUAUUCUUGAUCAGUUUAUGUUAUCUGGAGCGGAUGUGCAAAACAAAGGAGCAUAUCUUGAAGGAUUAAUUGCUAAACGUUAUGGUAAGGUAGGAAAGCAGUGGAGUCCAAGUCUUUCUAGAGUUGAGGAUGCCACUUUGAAGGAACCUGAUACUGUUCAGUACUCAAAACAAAUUCGUCUCCCUGUUGAUUCCUAUGGCCCACAUGUGCCAUCCCCUGGUAGUAGGUCUGGACUAUACGGAGAUCUCUAUUCGCCAACAUUACCACACCAUUUAUGGCAGGGUCGAGUGACGCCAGGACUUGAGGAAACUAGCCCUCCCCUACAGAUUAGAUCAAGUACUUCUGCUGCUUAUGGCAGAGCGGGACCACCAUUCUACAGCAUCGAGGAAACUAGCCCUCCUCUGCAGAGGCCACUGAGUUCUGCAGCAGCCUAUGGGAGAGUUGUAGCAACGUUAAGAGGAGCAGAGGAAGCUAGUGCUCGUCUGCCGGUACCACCCAGUUCUUCUGCAGCUUAUGGGAGAGUUGUAGCAACUUUAAGAGGAGGAGCAGAGGAAGCUAAUGCCCGUCUGCAGGUACCACCAAGUUCCGCUGCAGCUUAUGGGAGAGUGGGAUUAAACUCUUACACCGCAAAUGUUGCUGAUCAUCAACCUACUCGAUCUCAAGUAAGGUUUGAUCCUUUCACUGGGGAACCUUUCAAAUUUGACCCCUUCACUGGAGAACCUAUCCUUCCUGAGAGCUCGUCACGCUAAUUUUUAAAUCCGCACUGAUGAUAUUUGUUCUUGUUGUCCAAACUAUGUCGGUAAAGUUGAGUACUGUGGGUGUGAAUUUUUAAAUUUUUUUAGUAUAAUUGUGUACUUAUGUGAAUGUUGAUGCAUGCAAUGGGUUUAUUUUGUUUGUAAACAGUUCUGUUCUUGGGUAAAAACCAUGCCCCUAACAAGUGUAACAGUAGCA
Molecule: messenger RNA, 2259 nt
Organism: Ipomoea nil (Japanese morning glory)
Lineage: Eukaryota; Viridiplantae; Streptophyta; Magnoliopsida; Solanales; Convolvulaceae
Product: polyadenylate-binding protein, cytoplasmic and nuclear-like
Exons: 19
Coding region: 177-2057 (626 amino acids)
Cellular component (GO): nucleus
Molecular function (GO): mRNA binding
Source: RefSeq, a predicted model, not a curated record